Pseudopipra pipra is the source of this 452-nucleotide messenger RNA. Its product is annotated as putative small proline-rich protein 5. Bases 1 to 276 code for a protein of 91 amino acids. The transcript has a single exon. Lineage: Eukaryota; Metazoa; Chordata; Aves; Passeriformes; Pipridae. The record is from RefSeq and is a predicted model, not a curated record.
AUGUGCUCCCGGGGGUCCUGCCACAGCCACGAAACCUCCUGCCACGAGUCCCGCUCGUCCUGCCACGACUCGGGGCCCUCCUGCCACUACACCCUCCAGAGGCAGCCGGUGCAGAAGUUCAGCUACGUGACCCCCUGCUGCCCCCCCGUGCAGAAUUAUUGCCCCCCCGUGCAGCCCUGUUACCCCCCCCUGCAGCGUUAUUGCCCCCCGGCCCCCUACUGCCCCCAGUACACCAAGAACAUCUGCAAGAUGCCACCAACGUACCCCAAAUAUUGACGGGAGGAUCCAGCCUGGACCCCCCGGCUCCUCCCGCCUCGGGUGCCCUCAGGGCCUGAAAUAUUGAAUUGAUGCUUCUCUUUUCCCAUCUCUGAUUUGAUCCUCGAAUUCCUCGUCUGUGAUUGGAAUCUCCUCCAAAAUAUGAGUCCAGUUUGGUUUCAUUUACUCAGCACAGA